AUGACCAACCCAAUAUCUCAGCCAACAAGCGCUCCAUCCGUGCCAACAAUUAUCAUUGUCGCAGGGACUGCUGGCACGGGCAAGUCUACCAUAGGGGCAGCCCUUGCGGAGCUCAUGGGGACUCCCUUCAUAGAAGGCGACGGGUUACAUCCUCCAACAAAUAUCCAAAAAAUGGCAAACGGCAUCCCACUGGAUGACGAGGACCGGUGGGGCUGGCUGAGAGAGCUCGCGGAACAUGCCAGAAGGAUCACGCUUGAGCGGCAAGGCCCGGUGGUCGUCACAUGCUCCGCGCUGAAAAAGAAGUACAGGGAUUUUCUUCGCGAGGUGUGUGGGGAAGUGCGCCUGGACUUCCUGGUUCUGCAUGCUUCCCAGGAGGAGGUCUUGGAACGGGUCGCCCGCCGCAAAAAUCACUAUAUGGGGCCCGAGAUGGUAGCGUCGCAGUUUCGCGACUUGGAGUUACCGAGCGCGGAAGAACCCGACUGCGCAUUAAUCAGAAGUACUGAAGGAAGUCCCGGCGAUACGCUCAACACGGCGUUACGGAAGUUGCAAGAUCUUGCGAAUCCGAGCACACCCGCAGGCUCUGCAUACGACCAGCAGUAA
This is a messenger RNA of Eremothecium gossypii ATCC 10895, 600 nucleotides long. RefSeq names its product gluconokinase. Bases 1 to 600 code for a protein of 199 amino acids. Gene Ontology annotation, molecular function: gluconokinase activity. Lineage: Eukaryota; Fungi; Ascomycota; Saccharomycetes; Saccharomycetales; Saccharomycetaceae. Gene Ontology annotation, cellular component: cytoplasm. The record is from RefSeq and is marked provisional. The transcript has a single exon.